ACCAUAUACGUCAUUCACUGGAAACAACCCAGGCAGGCGUCCUAGGAGUUCGAGCUAGCAAGAGAUUUUUUAACAAGGUUUUGUGUGAUGGCAGCGCGCGUUGUGGCGGAAUGAUAAAAUAGGAUGGGAGGCUGCAUAGGCAUAACAAGGGCUAGGAACGGCUCUGUUGACGACACGUCGGGCAACUCUACGAGGACAAAUUCAGGUAAUUCAAGAAAAAACCAUCCACUUUGUCACGAAGUGAUCAGAUGGAAGUCGGACGUUCCUUUGACCGAGGGUCAACUCAGAAGCAAGAGAGAUGAAUUUUGGGAUACCGCGCCAGCUUUUGACGGGCGCAAAGAAAUAUGGGACGCCUUAAGGGCUGGCGCGACCGCGGCUGAGGCCCAAGACUAUCAGUUGGCACAGGCCAUUUUGGACGGAGCUAAUGUCUCGGUGCCUAAUGGAUAUUUAACUGAGUGUUACGAUGAAUUGGGAACUAGAUAUCAGGUUCCGAUUUACUGCUUGUCAUAUCCAAUAAAUAUUGUUAAAGAAGACAGCGGUAGAGAUUCGCCAGCUGACUGUUCUGAGCCCGUCGACGGAGGCACAGAAAUGACUUUGAAACUUAGGCUGUCUACAACCCUAGGAGAUGUUAAAUUACCCGUUUAUAGUAAAGACACGAUAGGAGCUGCCAAGAAAAAGUUGCAGAGUCAAGAAGGUCUGGAACCAUCGAGGCAAAGGUGGUUUUUUGGCGGAAAACUACUUGGAGACAAAAUGCACAUAGAAGAAGCUAAGAUUCAACAAAGUUACGUAAUACAAGUAAUUGUAAAUCCGGAAAAAAUUGACACAAGCCCUACAAAAACUAGUUGAACUCAACAAAUUGUAUAUGGAAGUUAAGUGACGCUAACUUUUACUGCAAAAAAGAUCUUUAAAGGAUAUUCCUUAACACAGACUACUAAAGUUCAACGUGUCUAUUCAGUGAUGAUUUCUGUACUACUCUUAUCAUUUCCUUAUGUUUUUAUAUUAUUUUUCGAUUAGCGUACGGUGCCACAGUUGGUAACAUUCCAGGUUUUUUAUAAGGAAGUUUCUACUACCUUUACAAUCAAAAAUCAGAAUAGAAAAUAAACAUCUUUGUAGAAUGCAAAAAUGUCAUAUGUAUAAUAAUGAGAUAUGCCUACAUGCUUGGAUAAUUUUGAAAUUUUACGCGCAGGUCAGGGGACUAUUUAGAUUGAACUAGAAACAGUAUAGCGUAAACUUGUACUGUUUGGUAACUGAAUUGUUUAGUUCUGCGACAUAAUUAUGUGCUUGAUGAUAAUCGAGUUUGUAGAUCGACUGAAAUGUAACCAAGUAUUUCACCAGUACAGAACACAUUUAAGCAGGCUGUGUUUACUUUUUAUGGCAGAGCUUUGGAAUUUUUUCUUAACAUUUUAUUCUUCAAGUAUUGAAUCGAUAUAGUGAUAUAAAAUAGUAUCUCAUUUCCAGCUCAAAUCACCACAACAAACUUUAUCUUUGAUACCAUGGCCUAGUGAGAAUUCUAGUUAAGACUUGGUCAAAAGACUUACGUUUAAAAAUAGACCGUUUGCUCCUUCUUACAAGCAUAUUAAUGUAUAUUAUUGUACUAUUUUUUAAACUAAAUUCGAAGGCACAGAGUGAAAGUUUUUUGAGAAUCGCACAAUGAAUGUGAGGAAACGUUUUUAUGUUGCUGAAUUAGUAUUGAGGUAGAAAUCGAACUAGUCGACAAAGUUUUGAUACACGCGUGAAUGUAUGUAUAUUUUUGUUCAAGUAGUAAAGUACUUCUGAUCAAAAGAUUUUGAAGCGCAUACACACACGUCACACGUUUGCCAUAAAGAUCUUUGCACACAUUAACCAGGUGAAUAGCGAGCUAGAAGCCUAAUUUUUCACUUGCAAUUUUUUAAAACCCUUUAAAUUUAGCUACAUGGUGUCUCAGUCAAAACGUCACGGCUGGAAAUUUUUGGAAAAGACCAGCUUUAAUGCUGACUUAGUUGAAGCAAAUACUCUGUCCAUCUCUCUGUAAACGAAUGAAGCUAGACAAUGUUGGACAGGACUCGAUGCUUCAAUUUCUUUGUUUUCAGUCGUUAUUCAGCCUGAUUUCGUUUCUUCUUUCGCAACUUACAUCCCGAAUACACCAAUAUAGAGUAAUGACGCUUUUCCUGAUCGAUGAUUUCGCGACGAUCAAUUCAACUAAUAUACAUAUACAUAAUAUGACCAUCCUUCACAAACUGGGCGUUUAUAUAAUAUAUUUAGGCGUAUGUAUUUUAAUUUAUAAAUUACCAGCAACAACUAUAUAUUAUAUUAUUAUAUAAAUACGGUAAUUAGAAGACAGUUUAAUAUAACUCAGUUUGCGAAAGAUUUUUCAAUACCUAAUUAACUACGACUAUAAUAUAUGCGUGUACAUAUUUCAUAUUUUAUGCAUUUCCUUAAUGUAACUACCUGCCAGUUUAAAUUAUUUUGGUAUCGAACGAGGUAUUUACCAAGAUUAAAAUUUGGUAAUAUGCAAAGUAUUGUGGUUUGUCUGGCUUCUUGGGUCAGUAUCGCCAAGUAUCAAUAUCAUUUUCAAAUAGAGUAGACAAAUUGUAUGAAAAACAUUUAAGUGAAAGAGAAACGCACUCUUUCAACUUCUACAAAUCUCGUAUAGUGGUGAAAAUUAUGCAUAAUAUUGGACAUUUUACUUGACAAGGUCUUUGUAAAGUAAUGACUUCAUUGCUGAUCCAACAUUACAAAUCUAACUGAACGAUUACGCAAGAAAUUUUUGACUAGCAAUCAACAAAGAGCGUUGUAAAUCUUGAAAAUUUUUAGUGCCUCGAAUUACCCUGCAGACAAUAGAAGAAUAGACUU
Messenger RNA from Neodiprion virginianus, 2832 nucleotides. RefSeq names its product ubiquitin domain-containing protein 1. The transcript is spliced from 5 exons. Lineage: Eukaryota; Metazoa; Arthropoda; Insecta; Hymenoptera; Diprionidae. Bases 124 to 846 code for a protein of 240 amino acids. The record is from RefSeq and is a predicted model, not a curated record. Gene Ontology annotation, molecular function: protein binding.